UUUCUACAGGAUUCCUUUCUGAGCACCUUGAAGAUGAGUAUCCGGACUCCACCCAAACUCCUGUUGCUGGCAGGAGAGAGCUUGCUGAAGGACCAGGCCUCAGCCAUUGCAGCUCUGAAGUACCUGCCUGCUAAGCUCUUCCCACCGCUGUUCAUUCAGGCCUGCCGUAGGAGAAUACCGGAGCCCCUGAAGGCGAUGUUGCAAGCCUGGCCCUUCCCUGUCCUCCCUCUGGGGAGCCUGAUGAGGAUGCCUCCAGUCAUGGUCUUACAAGCGGUGUUUGAGGGGCUUGACUUUCUGCUUGACCAACAGGUUUGCCCCCGGAGGUGGAAACUGCGGGUGCUGGAUUUAAGGAACACGGAUGCCAACUUCUGGAGAAUGUGGUGUGGAGACAGCACCGGGAAUUGCUCACCGAUGGGACCAGUUGCUGUGCAGAGCUCCAGCCCCAAUAUGGAGCACUCCUUGGCUCCCUUGGAGGUGUCCCUAGACCUUAACUUCAGUGAAAGGGACCGGGAUAAGUUUUUCAUGUGCAUCAUUCAAUGGGCCCAGCAGAAGGAAGGGUUGGUACACCUGUGCUGCAAGGCGCUGAGGAUUUAUGAGGUGCCCUUCCAGAGGGUCAGGAGGGCCCUGGAUGGGGUGCAGCUGAACUGCAUCCAGGAGGUGGAAGUGAACUGCACCUGGGACCUGCCCACCCUGGGGACAUUUGCUCUCUACCUGGGUCAGAUGAGUAACCUGCAGAGUCUCGCUCUCUGCCACAUCAAGGAGCAGGAGGAGCAGCGAUCCUUUUCCCAAUUCCUCUCUCAGAUGCUCAGGCUGCGGCACCUCCGGGCACUCUACUUGGAAUCUCCCGCCUUUCUCCGAGGCCGCCUGGACCAGGUGCUCAGGUGCCUGCAGACCCCCCUGGACAAACUCUCCCUAUGGUUUUGCUCGCAGCUGACCCAUUCAGACCUGACACACCUGUUCCGGUGCCCGAACCUCAGGCAGCUGAAGUCCCUGCAUCUGUAUGGCGCCAACCUCGCCGGUUUUAGUCCCGAACCCCUCCGAGCUCUGCUGGAGGCAGUGGCACCCACCCUCCAGGACCUGCGCCUGGAUAACUGUGGGAUGGUGGACUCCCAAGUCGAGGCCAUCCUGCCUGUCCUGAGCCGCUGCCUCCAGCUCAGGGACUUCACCAUCUCUGAGAACCACUUCUCCGCGGCCACCGUGGAGAAGCUGCUGCGCCACACAGCCGGGCUGCGCAGUUUAGAGCGCGAGCUGUACCCCGUCCCCCUGGAGUGUUACAGGACACAAGAGACUGUGGACCAGGAGAGAGUUGCCCUGAUCCGGGCUGAGCUCACGGGGACACUGAGGGAGUUAGGACAACCCAGGACCAUCCGUCUUGUCACCAAGCACUAUAGCUCUUGGGAGGUUUAUGACGUGGCAUUUUCAGGACAUGGUGCCGGAGACUAUUUAUUUCUUCACUAG
Myotis daubentonii (Daubenton's bat) is the source of this 1458-nucleotide messenger RNA. RefSeq names its product PRAME family member 20-like. The record is from RefSeq and is a predicted model, not a curated record. Bases 34 to 1458 code for a protein of 474 amino acids. The transcript has 2 exons. NCBI's taxonomy places the organism in Eukaryota, Metazoa, Chordata, Mammalia, Chiroptera, Vespertilionidae.